Molecule: messenger RNA, 1396 nt
Organism: Aphidius gifuensis
Lineage: Eukaryota; Metazoa; Arthropoda; Insecta; Hymenoptera; Braconidae
Gene: IFT52
Product: intraflagellar transport protein 52 homolog
Exons: 5
Coding region: 78-1340 (420 amino acids)
Biological process (GO): intraciliary transport; cilium assembly
Cellular component (GO): centriole; intraciliary transport particle B; cilium
Source: RefSeq, a predicted model, not a curated record
AUUUAUUAUCUUUUUACAAAAUAAUAUAGUAAAUUAAUUAUAUAUUUUUUUAAUUAUUAAUCAUUGUAAAUAAAAAAAUGAGUGUUGUUAAUGAUAACAAUGAUCCUGAUUCACACUUGAUAAUAUUUGAUUUAUCAAAAAAUGAAAAAAAAUUAAAUGAUGAAUUUAAAAUACUACAAAGAAAACUAAAACAAAAAUGGAAAUUUAUUGAAAAUUAUGAUGUAUUAUCACAAGAAUCAUUGGCAAAUGGAGAAGUAUUAAUUUUAGCUGAACCAAAAAAUAAAUUUACAGAACUUGAAAUGAAUUCAAUAAGAGGAUUUUUAAAUGGUGGUGGUAAUGUAUUUGUUAUGCUUGGUGAAGGUGGUGAAAAUAAAUUAAAUACAAAUAUUAAUUUUCUUCUUGAAGAAUUUGGAAUAAUGGUUAAUAAUGAUAGUGUUGUUAGAAUGAAUUAUAAUCAGACACUUCAUCCAAAAGAAUGUACAAUAUCACAGGGUCUUUCAAAUAAAUCAAGAUUUGUUAAAAAUCGUAAAGAAUUUACAAAUUUAAAUUUUAUUUAUCCAUAUGGAGCAACAUUGAAUGUCGUUCAGCCAUCAUCAGUUGCAUUGUCAAGUGGUACACUAGCAAUACCAACAAAUCGACCAAUAUGUGCAUAUUAUUUAUCACAAAAUAGUACUGGUAAACUUGUUGUUUUGGGUUCAUCAAAAAUAUUAACUGAUUCAUACAUUGACAAGGAACAAAAUGACACUUUGAGAGAUAUGAUUUUUGAAUUUUUUCGUUCAAAAGAACAAAUAACAAAAGAUUAUCAUCUGGAUGACGUUGAUUAUUCAGAGUAUAAUUUUGUUCCUGAUAUUACUCAACAAGCAGACAAUCCAAAAGUUUGUACACAAGAUUUGGAUAACAUUGAUAUACCUCGAGAGUAUACAAAAUUAUUUAAACAUCAUUUUUAUUCAAUCAAUAUGUCAAUGAUUCCAAGGUGUAUCAAAGCAUAUCAGGAUCUUGGUGUUAAACAUGAACCAUUGACUUUGAUAACACCUCAUUUUGAAACACCAUUACCACCAACUCAACCCUCUGUAUUUCCACCAAGUUUUCAAGAAUUACCACCACCAGCUUUGGAACUUUUUGAUCUUGAUGAAGCAUUUAGCUCAGAUUUUCAAAAGCUAUCACAUCUUACUAAUAAAUAUUUAGCAACAAAAGAUUCAUCAAAUACAUCAGAACUUGAUUAUUAUAUUCGUGAAUUUGGUGAAAUUAUUAGAAUUAAUACUACAGGUAUUCCAACAGCCAAAGAAGUUCUUAAUUUUAUUUUUCAAAAACUCAGUACUUAUAAAUCUGUACAUACAUAAAUUAAUUUGCUUUUAUUUUUAAAACAAGUAUAUUAAAUAUUAUUAAAAUAUUAUUA